GGGCUGGCGGCGGCGAGAGCGGCGCCGCGCCGAGCUGCCUCCAUCCAUGGCCCGGAGCGGCGGCGGCGGCAGGAGCCCGGCGUGGUCCUCUAGGUCCCAGCCCAGCGCCGAGCGAGCGGGCGACGAGGAGGGGCGCCGGCGAGGAAGCGCCGCGCGGAGACUAGGGCCGCGCGACCGGGGGCCGCCUGUCCCGCGCUGACAGCCGCGCCCGCGUCCUCCCCGCCGGGGCGCGCGCCGGACAUGCCCCCGGGGCGCGGCAGCGGGGACCCCGGGGCUUGCCUCCGCCCAGGGCCCCCCGCCCCGCCCUCGGGCGCCCCCGGCCCCCGCUGAGCACGCCUCCCGCACGCCCCGUCCCUGCCGCGGGCGGGCGCGCAGACGGGCCCCGGCGCUGUCGGCCCCCGCCGGGCGAUGGGCUGAUGGGCGCCGCGGGACGCAGGAUGCGGGGGGCGCCCGCGCGCCUGCUGCCGCUGCUGCCGUGGCUUCUGCUCCUGACGCCCGAAACCCGGGGCGCGCCCGGCUGCCCCGUCCCCAUUCGCAGCUGCAAGUGCUCGGGGGAGCGGUCCAAGGGGCUCAGCGGCGGCGCUCCCAACCCGGGGCGCAGGAGGGUGGUGUGCGGCGGCGGGGACCUCCCGGAGCCUCCCGAGCCUGGCCUUCUGCCUAACGGCACCGUUACCCUGCUCUUGAGCAACAACAAGAUCACUGGGCUCCGGAACGGAUCCUUCUUGGGACUGUCCCUGCUGGAGAAGUUGGACCUGAGGAACAAUGUCAUCAGCACAGUGCAGCCGGGUGCUUUUCUGGGCCUGGGCGAGCUGAAGCGCCUAGAUCUCUCCAACAACCGGAUUGGCUGUCUCGCCCCUGAGACCUUCCAGGGCCUCCCCAGGCUUGUCCGGCUAAACAUAUCUGGAAACAUCUUCUCCAGUCUGCAGCCAGGAGUCUUUGAUGAGCUGCCAGUCCUGCAGGCUGUGGACCUGGGCACCGAGUUCCUGACGUGUGACUGCCGCCUGCGCUGGCUGUUGUCCUGGGCCCGGAACCACUCCCUGCAGCUGUCUGAGCGUACGCUCUGUGCCUACCCCAAAGCCCUGCACGCCCAGGCCCUGAGUGGCCUCCAGGAGGCCCAGCUGCGCUGCGAGGGGGCCCUGGAGCUGCACACGCACCACCUCAUCCCCUCGCUCCGCCAAGUGGUGUUCCAGGGUGACCGGUUGCCCUUCCAGUGCUCCGCCAGCUACCUAGGCAACGACACCCGCAUCCGCUGGUACCACGACCGGACGCCCGUGGAGGGCGACGAGCAGGCAGGCGUGCUUCUGGCCGAGAGCCUCAUCCAUGACUGCACCUUCAUCACCAGCGAGCUGACCCUGUCCCACAUCGGCGUGUGGGCCUCCGGCGAAUGGGAGUGCUCCGUGUCCACCGUGCAGGGCAACGCCAGCCAGAAGGUGGAGAUCGUGGUGCUGGAGACCUCGGCCUCCUACUGCCCCGCCGAGCGCGUGGCCAACAACCGCGGGGACUUCAGGUGGCCUCGAACUCUGGCUGGCAUCACGGCCUACCAGUCCUGCCUGCAGUACCCCUUCACCUCUGUGCCCCUGAGCGGGGGUGCCCCGGGCACCCGUGCCUCCCGCCGGUGUGACCGAGCUGGCCGCUGGGAGCCGGGGGACUACUCCCACUGUCUGUACACCAACGACAUCACCCGGGUGCUCUACACCUUCGUGCUGAUGCCCAUCAAUGCCUCCAACGCACUGACCCUGGCCCACCAGCUGCGAGUGUACACAGCCGAGGCUGCCAGCUUCUCAGACAUGAUGGAUGUAAUUUAUGUGGCUCAGAUGAUCCAGAAAUUUUUGGGUUAUGUCGACCAGAUCAAAGAGCUGGUGGAGGUGAUGGUGGACAUGGCCAGCAACCUCAUGCUGGUGGACGAGCAUCUGCUGUGGCUGGCCCAGCGUGAGGACAAGGCCUGCAGUGGCAUUGUGGGGGCCCUGGAGCGCAUCGGGGGGGCUGCCCUCAGCUCCCAUGCCCAGCACAUCUCUGUGAACUCAAGGAAUGUGGCAUUGGAGGCCUACCUCAUCAAGCCGCACAGCUACGUGGGGCUGACCUGCACAGCCUUCCAGAGGAGGGAGGCAGGUGCGCUGGGCGCUAGGCCCGGCGGCUCCGGCCAGAAUCCCCCGCCUGAGCCUGAGCUCCUGGCAGAUCAGCAGCUCCGCUUCCGCUGCACGACUGGGAGGCCCAGCAUCUCCCUGUCAGCCUUCCACAUCAAGAACAGCGUGGCCCUGGCCUCCAUCCAGCUGCCACCCAGCCUGUUCUCGUCCCUUCCGGCUGCCCUGGCUCCCCCAGCGCCCCCAGACUGCACUCUGCAGCUGCUCGUCUUCCGCAACGGCCGCCUCUUCCGCAGCCACGGCAACACCUCCCGCCCCGGAGCACCGGGGCCGGGCAAGAGGCGCGGCGUGGCCACCCCCGUCAUCUUUGCAGGAACCAGUGGCUGUGGCGUGGGAAACCUGACGGAGCCAGUGGCUGUUUCUCUGCGGCACUGGGCGGAGGGGGCAGAACCUGUGGCAGCUUGGUGGAGUCAGGAGGGUGCAGGGGGACCUGGGGGCUGGAGCUCUGAGGGCUGCCAGCUGCGCUCCAGCCAGCCCAAUGUCAGCUCCCUGCACUGCCAGCACUUGGGCAAUGUGGCCGUGCUCAUGGAGCUGAGUGCCUUCCCCAGGGAGGUGGGCGGCUCCUGGGCGGGGCUGCACCCCGUCGUGUACCCCUGCACGGCCCUGCUGCUGCUCUGCCUCUUCUCCACCAUCAUCACCUACAUCCUCAACCACAGCUCCAUCCGUGUGUCCCGGAAGAGCUGGCACAUGCUGCUGAACCUGUGCUUCCACAUGGCCAUGACCUCUGCCAUCUUUGCAGGAGGCAUCACACUCACCAACUACCAGACAGUCUGCCAGGCAGUGGGCAUCACUCUGCACUACUCCUCACUGUCCACGCUGCUCUGGAUGGGUGUGAAGGCCCGCGUCCUCCACAAGGAGCUCACCUGCAGGGCACCCCCUCCUCAGGAAGGGGACUCUGCCCCCCCUGCUCCACGUCCCAUGCUCAGGUUCUAUUUGAUCGCCGGAGGGAUCCCACUCAUUAUCUGUGGUAUCACAGCUGCAGUCAACAUCCACAACUACCGGGACCACAGCCCCUACUGCUGGCUGGUGUGGCGUCCAAGCUUAGGAGCCUUCUACAUCCCAGUGGCUUUGAUUCUGCUGAUCACCUGGAUCUAUUUCGUGUGUGCGGGGCUGCACUUAAGGGGUCCUCUGGCACAGAGCCCAAAGGGGGACACCAGCAGGGUCUCCCUGGAGCCAGGGGAGGAGCUGAGGAGUUCCACCCGGCUCAGGAGCAGCGGCCUGAAUGACUCAGGGUCCCUUCUGGCUACUGGGAGUGCGGGCGUGCUGGCGCCCGCGCCCCCAGAGGAUGGUGAUGGACUCUAUUCUCCGGGAGUCCAGCUGGGGGCGCUGGUGACCACGCAUUUCUUGUACCUGGUCAUGUGGGCCUGUGGGGCUCUGGCUGUGUCACAGCGCUGGCUGCCCCGGGUGGUGUGCAGCUGUCUGUACGGAGUGGCAGCCUCGGCCCUGGGCCUCUUCGUCUUCGCCCAUCACUGUGCAAGGCGUAGGGAUGUGAGGGCCUCCUGGCGCGCCUGCUGCCCCCCUGCCUCGACCUCCCACACCUCGUCCCGGGCCGUUCCCGCCGCCGCAGAGGACGGUUCCCCAGUGUUCGGAGAGGGGCCCCCCUCCCUCAAGUCUUCCCCGAGCGGCAGCAGCGGCCACGCACCGCCCCUGGGCCCCUGCAAGCUCACCAACCUGCAGCUGGCCCAGAGUCAGGGGUGCGAGGUGGCAGGGGUGGCCCGCGGAGAAGGGGAGCCCGAGCCCACGGGCUCCCGGGGGAGCCUGGCUCCGCGCCACUCCAACAACUUGCACCACGGGCGCCGAGCGCACAAGAGCCGGGCCAAAGGGCACCGCGCCGGGGAGGCCGGCGGCAAGAACCGGCUCAAGGCGCUGCGCGGGGGUGCGGCUGCAGGGGCGCACGAGCUGCUGUCCAGUGAGAGCGGCAGCCUACACAACAGCCCGUCCGACAGCUACCCGGGCAGCAGCCGCAACAGCCCAGGCGCCGGCCUCCAGCUCGAGGGCGAGCCCAUGCUCACGCCAUCGGAGGGCAGCGACACCAGCGCGGCGCCACCGCCCCCCGAGGCCGGCCGGCCGGGCCAGCGCCGCUGCGCCAGCCGCGACAACCUCAAGGGCGGCGGUGGCGGCGCGCUGGAGAGGGAGAGCAAGCGCCGCUCGUACCCGCUCAACACCGCCAGCCUGAACGGUGCCCCCAAGGGCGGCAAGUACGACGACGUCACCAGCACUACAGGAGCCGAGGCUGCCGGGGGCAGCUGCAUGAAGACUGGCCUCUGGAAGAGUGAGACCACUGUCUAGGGCGGGGUGGGCGAUGCUUUAGGACAGGCUGGCCACACGGGCUUGUUACCCAGCUGCUCUGGAGCCCUCAAAGACGUCUAUCGGUACGUCAACACGUUUGAGGUAGGGGUGCCCGGGGCUGCACCUGGGCUGGCUGGCUUUAGGCCUGGAGGCUGGGAAAAAGAGAAGCUGAGGCCUGCCACUGCCAAGAGGGCCAUCCCUCUGGGAGAGUGACAAUCCCAGGACCAUAGGCAUGAUGCAUUUCCACCCCAGCCCAGGCUAGCUUUGGCAGUCAAAUCAGAGCUGUCCGGGAUAGCGGGGGAGGUCGUCUUUUGAGUGACAAGUGGAUGGGCACAGCCCAGACUAGGUGGGCUCCUCCUUAGGUACUCGCCAUUCUGUCCUCACUGCCCCCCUGGUCAUCAGCCUUAUCAAGAAAAACAGAUGACCGGUUUUUUCUCCUCACUGCCCUCUGAAGUCAGCCAUCUGUGCCCAGAUCCUAGAAACCCUUCCCUGCCCAGUUUUGGGCUAACUAGGGUGCCAGAGUAGCAGAUAAGCCAGGUGACCAGGACUGGUGGGAGGUAGUAAGGUGCUGCUUUUCAGAUGAACUAUGCAAGAGGAGAAGGUGGGGCGGUGUGAAAGGCAGCUUUGGAGAUCAACUAGUUACGUGGGAGGGGGACUGGUGGAAAGGGUGCACAAUUAGGGACACCAUUCCCACAGGAGUGGUACCCAAACCAUACAGCAUGGUUUGGAGGUGGCACAUCAGGACAAGGAUGAGGCCCUAAACCUGAGAAGCUGGCUCUGUGGCUGAUCCAAGGGAAGCAGAGAGUAGUGCUUAGAUACAGGCUGAAGCUACCAUACUUUAAACCUGGUCCUACAAACAAUGCUCUGAAGAGGGGCUCCCCAACAAGGCUGCAGGUGGUGGUGAUGACUUACUGUUGACUUCUAAGACCCACAUCCCAUCUCUGCUUCCAACACCAAGGGGUUGAGGAAGAACACUUCCCUGCCUCCGAGAGGCCAUAUGGAAGAGCCAUUCCAGUCGUAUUAGGGAGAAAUUGCCCAAACAUCAAACCAGCCUCCUGCCUAGCAGAAGCCUAAGCUAAAUAUCCUUGAGGCAGUGGGUGGAGAUCCUGCAGCUCACCUGGGGCCUGCGCCUUCCCUACCUAAAAUACCAGCACUAUUUUCCCCAACCUAAUAAGCAACCACCAGCCUUUUAACUACAGGACCUAAUGAAAGCAGAACCUCAGCCGUGUGGAGAGCAAUAGGAAAAUGAGGCCUGGCCCAGGGCCCCUCCCAGCCUCAACACCACCCCAGCCUGAUCAUGAAGGCGAAGGAAGACACGGGAGGGGAGAAAACCCACACACCUUGGGAUAGAUCCUGUUAUUUAUGCUUGCUGCACAGACAAUACUAGACAGAAAAAAAAAGCUUUGUAUUAUUAUUCCACAUAUGCUGGCUGCUGUUUACAUACCCUGCCGAUGCCUUAGCACUGGAGAGCUUUUGCAAUAUGCUGGGGAGAGGGAGGGAGGGAUGAAAAGUGCCAAAGAAAACAUGUUCUUAAAAGCUCGGAUUUUAUACAAUAGAAUGAUUUCUAGCAGAUGCCUCUUGUUUUAAUAUAUUAAAAUUUUGCAAACCCCUUUGA
Messenger RNA from Manis javanica (Malayan pangolin), 6045 nucleotides. RefSeq names its product adhesion G protein-coupled receptor A2 (gene ADGRA2). Gene Ontology annotation, cellular component: Wnt signalosome; plasma membrane. Gene Ontology annotation, biological process: cell surface receptor signaling pathway; positive regulation of canonical Wnt signaling pathway; sprouting angiogenesis. The record is from RefSeq and is a predicted model, not a curated record. NCBI's taxonomy places the organism in Eukaryota, Metazoa, Chordata, Mammalia, Pholidota, Manidae. Gene Ontology annotation, molecular function: G protein-coupled receptor activity; protein binding.